This is a messenger RNA of Plasmodium cynomolgi strain B, 1842 nucleotides long. Its product is annotated as mannosyltransferase-III. The record is from RefSeq and is a predicted model, not a curated record. The coding region runs from base 1 to 1842 and encodes 613 amino acids. Gene Ontology annotation, biological process: GPI anchor biosynthetic process. Lineage: Eukaryota; Apicomplexa; Aconoidasida; Haemosporida; Plasmodiidae. The transcript is spliced from 3 exons. Gene Ontology annotation, cellular component: endoplasmic reticulum membrane. Gene Ontology annotation, molecular function: alpha-1,2-mannosyltransferase activity.
AUGAUAUAUGGGGACAUUCUUAAAUAUGGACAGGCCAUAGUAGAGAAGUGUACAAAUUCAAAGAGAUGCCUGUUGUACUUAAUCCUUUUUAGACUGCUUAACUGUUUAGUGGUUCAGACGUCCUUCUUUCCGGAUGAGUAUGCUCAGUCUAUCGAAAUAUCGCAUUAUUGGGUUUUCGGUUAUGGGCAUAAACCCUGGGAGUGGGAACCCUGUAUAUCUCUGCGAUCUGUUGUGCACCCCUUGACAACGUCCUCUCAGUCAUUCGAGUGCAUAUUGAACAUAUGGGGGGUAUAUUUUAUCUCGAAGAACUACCUCCCCGCCUUUCCCGCCAAAGGGGGAAUGUCACUUGCCUGUUCGAGUGAAAGCGCGAAGGAGAAACAGAGCAGCCAAUCGAAAGGAGGCACAACUGUUGUGCGGAGGGGCAUCCUUCGCAGUGAUCAAAGAUUAGCACAAGAGUGCCACCCUUUCAGAAGUAUCAUCAGUAGUGAUGAUGCAUCGACGUUACUCCCCGCAGGGGCAGCAGAAUAUGGAAAGACUUCACACCAUGCACGAGGGGUAGAGACACAUAAUCAGGGUGAUGCUUCCACAACUGGGUACUACUCCGCCCACCAGGGUGUCCCCCACAACCGCUCCACAGCAAUGAACAAGUUCAGAACCGCACAGAUACAAAAUCUUUUGCUGAGCCUGUUGUGCAGCUCCUUUUGUGUGUUAAUCAGACCGAACGCUGCCCCAUUUUGGCUAUGCGUAUAUUUCCUCUACUUGGUGAAAAGCGCCAAGGGGCACAAGGCAGCUCUGCGAAUGGAGGAAGUGCUCAUAAUUGGAGUAUUGUACACGGUGAUUUUUUUUCUCCUAGGAAUGAUAGCAGAUUCGUAUUACUACAAUAAAAUAACGAUCAGCUUUGUGAAUUUUUUUCUAUAUAAUUUUGUAAGUGGACAAAACAGUUACUUUGGAGAGCACCCCAUCCACUUUUACCUUUCCUGUGUCAUUCCAUCCAUAUACCUUCUUUUCACCCCUUUUACAUACUACGCCUUUUUCUAUAUGAUGAGAAAUGUGGUGACGGAAAGAAGCCCCCUUGAUGCAGUAAUCAACAGAAUAGAUCACAGUGUCUACGUGGCUACUCUUUUGGAAGUCCUAUUAUUAUCACUAAGUGUUCAUAAGGAGCAUAAACUUCUCAUCGGGUAUAUGCCCUUCAUCACGAUAUGUACUGGCUUUCUUCUUCAUAUGGGUUGUAUCUUCUUUUUCAGUAGAGUACAUAACAGUUCCCCAGAAAAAGUAGCCACUUACUUUCGUAACCUUAAAACAGAUAGAGAUAAGGAAGUAACCAUUUUGAUGACAGACUGUUAUGAUACCCCAUUGUACUCUCACAUUCAUAGGCAAUUUAAAAUAGGCUUCCUAGAUUGUUCGCCACAUAUUAGGGAUCAAAAUGGACAUGUAUUGCACAAUUGGAGGAAGAAAAUAUAUGACAAUAAUUUUGGAACAAUUUUUUAUGACCUAUUUGAUGAGACUAAACGGACAUCGGAAUCGGUCGAGCCGUAUAUAAUCCCAGACAAGAACUUCCACUGGUUUGGUCAUAAAAAUUUUAACACAAGAAAGCAGUUCGAAUGGGUUUACGAGAGAAUUAACUUUUCCUGUUUGCAUUACCGUUUUUUGACACCCUUAAAUGGAGAGCUCCCCCUUUACUUGGUCACCACUUCGGAGAGGUUGCCCCAUUUGGCACGCUUUCUCUCGGAGUUUAAGUAUCACCUUAAUGUGGACCCCAUUUUUUCCCACUUUGCUUUGGUAGAGGGGGGCCGCAAGCUGGAAGUCGUCAACCAUUUGAUUUUUAAGCGAGGCUCUGCAUAG